Molecule: messenger RNA, 896 nt
Organism: Zeugodacus cucurbitae (melon fly)
Lineage: Eukaryota; Metazoa; Arthropoda; Insecta; Diptera; Tephritidae
Exons: 2
Coding region: 53-475 (140 amino acids)
Source: RefSeq, a predicted model, not a curated record
UUUGUUAUUUUUGUAGUAAGAUGCUAGCUAUAUAAUUGCUGGCAACUAGUCAAUGAUUUUAGUUCUAUUGCGUCGCAUAAGCGUUAAGAAGUGUUUUGAUCACAAAAUGAGCGUGAAAUUAUUUUUAUUAUUAGCUGUGCUACUCACAAUUCAGUUCACAGCCUUUGCACACCCCGUGGCAGAUGACAAGGAUUCGAUAGGAAUCGCUGAUGUUAAGCCAGCAAAAAAUGAGAGCAUUAUACCGAACACACCAGGUGUGCAAGCAUUCCAAAAAGCUGUGUUAGACCAUUUAGUAAAAACGUUCGUGAAUGAAGAGGACGACCCAUCAGGUGUCUACAGUGCGCAGCAAUCAUCAUCGGAAAUAGAUCUGCCUUGCACAAAUGAUACUGUUAGAAUAUCUGUGAUUAGCAGCAGUUUUCUUUUACCUGAGCGGUUCUUCCAUGCACCAAAGAGAUGUUCUGAGGAAGUGCAGUGAGGGGAAGCAAUCAAAAUAAAAAUAAUAAUAAAUGCAAUAUUGAAAUUAAAAAAAAAAAAUAUUUUAAAAAUAAAUAAUUUGUAAUUAAUUAGGAACAACUAAGUUCAACUUUUAAAAAAUGUCGUAAAUGAACGCUGAAGUUUGAAAAAUGUUAAUAACCACGCCUACUUUCCAUAUAACACAAUUUUAAAUUUCAUCUAAUUUUAUUGCAUUGGAGUUCUAAAAUGGCCGAAAUUGUACCAUCUCUUUUCAAGAUACCAGAUACCGAAUAAAGGCACGUAAUUUCGGUUAAUCUCUCAGCUCUCUUCUAGCUCCCGCAUACCUAUAAUAGGGAAUUUUAAACUUUUGGUUUGCUCUUAAAGCAAAUCGGGUAAUUUGUGAGCUACCUUAGCAAAAUUAAGUGAACGUAUAUAUAUAAAUU